GUAAACGUGUAAGUGCCAGAGUAGAUUUAUUAAAAUUAUUUAUUUUUAUUUUUUUUAUGGGUUGGUUAGGUGUUGACGGAAGAGGUGGGUCCGUUUUUUUGAAGAUGGUGAGAGAUUCUGCGGUCCGGAUUGAGGUUCAUUCCACCACUGAGGAACAGUUAGUUUGAAUGUUCUUGAAAGGGACCUUGCGCCACGCUGAGUUGGAACUGCUAAAAGUCGGUCGCUAAUCGAUCGCAGAUUGAGUGAGGGAACGUAAGCCUUCAGGAGAGAGUUGAGGAAGUUGCAAUACUGGACAUUUAUCAUUUAGAAGGACAUCUGAGGUAAAGGAUUUUCAGACACAGAAGCCUAAGAAAAGAAGCAAAAACCUACUAUCUGUUACCUCCUGUCGUGUUUGAUUUCGACCAAAGACAUUAAGAUGGAGUUCAUGCCUUCAAGGUUGGCAAAGGAAGCACCCUAUUUUAUCAAGUCUUUGCUUACUGAAACAUUUUACUGAGCAUGCCACCCAUCUUCUGGACCAUUGCAGUCUCAUCAUUGCUUUUAAUGGUCAGAGCCGCAGUUCAGAUAAAUGUAGACAAAAAUGUCCAGCUCUGUUCCUUUAGAAGGGACAAAUCAAAGGACCUUACCAACAGCAACCUGAACAGGAUACCAUCAGACUUGCCAGAUGACAUUGAAAACUUAGAUGUCUCUGAAAACAACAUUUCUAGUAUCAUCCAUGCUGACCUGUACAGACUCACUCGCCUCUGUUUCCUCAAGAUCACCAGCUGUGGCCUUCAAUUCAUCUCCCCUGAUGCCUUUUAUAAUAACGCAGAGCUCAAGGUUCUCAACAUCUCCUACAACCUACUGACCGUUAUUCCCUACUUGCCUCUUCCACAACUUAGGAUCUUAGACCUUUCCGGCAAUGAUUACGACAGCUAUACUCUUCCAGCUUUUUUCAGUAACUUGACAUAUCUUUCUACCUUGGCAAUAGGAAGUCCAAAAGUAACGUCAGUUAAAAUCGAUGAUUUGGCACCACUUCAAAAUACACAUUUAAAACAAUUCACAUUUGGAGGUGGCACUGAGAUACAAAAAUAUGAAAAUGGUUCAUUUGCCCAACUUAAAUCAUUGGAGGAAGUGUCUCUGAGAGUGACUUUUUGUCACAACUUUGAUAUUUUCAAAACCAUGUUGAUGGACCUUGACCAAACACAUACGAAGAGAAUCAGGCUAAUCAAGCUCUUUCCAGAUCAGUGUACAAUUUCAAGUGAUCCUUUCGAGGGCCUUGAGAAACUCCAUGUACUCUCCAACUUCACCAUUGUGGACACCUUGAUUAACAGCUCUGUCAUGGUGAAACUCCUCCAAAAUAUCUGGAAAUCAUUUUUUGAGGAACUUGAAUUUCUGAACAUAACUUAUAAUGAAGAUACUCCAUAUGGGUUUCAAUUCCCCAGUCAGAACCAUACACUCAGUUUACGAGCAGUUGUUUUUAACGGUGUGAACCACUAUCAAUAUCAGUAUCCUACAGUCAACAUGAGCAUGGACUUGAUUUCUCAGCUGACUUACUUGAAGUUCUCUGGUACGGGAAUGAAUAUUCUUCCAUGCAAUCUCAUUUCAGCUAUACCAUCACUGCAAAUUUUGGACCUGUCAAACAACCUUUUGGAUGAUACAGGAUUCUGGUGGUAUUUGUGCUCAUUUGAGAGUGUGUUUCCAGCUUUGAGACAGCUUUCGUUAAGCAACAAUCGUUUUUCUGACCUAGCGUAUAUUUCUAAGCGGACUCAUGAAAUGAAGGUUUUAAUGUCCCUUGACUUGAGUUUUAACUCCAUUCAGAUUGGGGGUCCAUGCUCCUGGCCCUCACACCUCACUGAACUGAAUCUCAGCCAUAACAACUUGGGCGACUCUGUUUUUCAAUACCUGUCCCAUCAUUUCCAAAAGAUCGACCUCUCCAAAACAGGCAUAAGCGUCAUCUCCCAAGAUGUCCUCUCACAGUUCCCCAGACUCACACACCUCUUCCUGAGCUUUAACAGCAUACAUCUCAUCCCCUCGGAUCUUCAUGCACCUGUGCUGCAAACCUUUUACGUUGAUCAGAAUUCCAUCACGUCCAUUGACCAGGCUGCGCUCGAGGGCCUCCCCAGCCUGCAGACUUUAAAAGCAGGUAACAAUCCAUUUGUCUGUGAUUGUGACUCUUUUUGGUUUGUAACCAUGUUGAACAAGGCUCUUCUUCCUGAUUGGCCAUUAGAAUACACAUGCAGUUCUCCACCAUUACUAGCAGGAAAGUACUUAGACACAUACAAACCAGGAAAACUUUCCUGUCUACCAGGACUCCAAGCAGCAGUGGCUCUACCAGUAAUUAUUGUUAUUACAGCUGCUUUGGGCAUCAUUUUCUAUGCAUGUGAUGGCAUCUGGUACACGAAAAUGCUCUGGGUAUGGAUAAGAGUGAAGCGUCGGAGCACCAGACAGGCAAAUAAAUCGAAGAACAGCACCUUUCUUUACCAUGCAUUCAUCUCCUACAGCCAUCAUGAUUGCACCUGGGUGGAUUCUGAACUAGUCCCAGCUUUGGAGAGCGCAGGGUUGUCCAUCUGCAUUCACGAGAGAGACUUUGUACCUGGCCAAUGGAUUGUGGACAAUAUCAUUAGUUGUGUGGAAAGCAGCUACAAAACAAUCUUUAUCCUGUCAAAGCACUUUGUUCAGAGUGAAUGGUGCAACUAUGAGCUCUUUUUCGCUCAGCACAGAGCGAUUAGUGUAAGGGAUGACUCGCUGGUCUUCAUUCUGUUGGAGCCCAUUCCAUCUGACUCUCUGCCUAAAAAGUUCCUGAGGCUAAGCACCAUGCUAAGACAGAAAACCUAUCUGGAGUGGCCAAAAGAUGAAACCAAGAAAAAAGUCUUUUGGUCUAGUCUCAGGUCCAUCUUGCAGACUGCAGACAAGCGUAUGGUGCUGAAAGAAAUUGCUUGUGACAUAGCUGAAAAUACUCUUUUAUUGAAUGCUCAACAGUAAAGUUUCCUACAAAAUGGAAGUUUACUUUUGUACCAAUGGUAGCUGCAGGACAAUCAAAAACAUCAAAACAAUUAAAACAGCAUUUCCCUAGGUGUUUUAUUCUUCUUAUACCACAGUAAUUUGGCAAUAAUUACAUGCUUUAAUUAAUUAAACAACACAUACUUUUUAUUGGUUUACAGUUACAUUGAAUAAUGGAAUGUGGACACACAAGUGAAUGUGAAUGUUGACAAACAAGAUAUUAACUAUUAUCACUCACAUUAUAGCAGCUAUAAACAGUAGUUCCCUCACCAGCCUCAUCAACCUUUUUUUCUCUUUGUUGAAUUUAAUAAGACAAAACAGUAUAAGACGUGUAGCAGCUUCUUAGGUUACAGAGAAAGUACAGACUUAACGUGUCAGAAAACUUAAAUUUACAGUUUCACCUCUGACUUUUAUAAAGCCCUGACCCUGGAGACUUCUUCCAAAAUUCUAAUUAAUCAUCACCUGACAGAAAACUUCACCAUAUAAACAUUUACACACAUUGAUCUGUUUAUGCAGAGCAUCUGUCAUACAAGUCAUAAAUUGCCUUGAUUAUACAAAUAUGCUUAUUUACUGUAUAAAAUUGACAUACAAGUGAGUGUGUAGUUUGACUCUGUCUCCAUCUACUGUUAAAUAGUAUUUGCUUCAAAUUUCAGUGUAUAUUAUGCAUUGUUGUUAUUUUUCUUUUAUUGCAUUUUAUUUGAUUUUAUAGUAAUAUAGUGGACAUUUAUAUUUACAUUACAUUUAUUCAUUCAGCAGACGCUUUUAUCCAAAGUGACUUACAAAUGAGGAAGUACAAGCAAAGCGAAGAACAAUACAAAUAGUGCUACCAUGCAAUAUUUAUAAUCGAGUUUUAGAGGAGCAAGGUUACAGAGUAGAGAUGUAAGAGCCAGUGUAAGUGCAGACUUUAUUUAUUUAUUCAUUUUUAAA
Molecule: messenger RNA, 3906 nt
Organism: Ictalurus punctatus (channel catfish)
Lineage: Eukaryota; Metazoa; Chordata; Actinopteri; Siluriformes; Ictaluridae
Product: toll-like receptor 1
Exons: 4
Coding region: 496-2961 (821 amino acids)
Biological process (GO): inflammatory response; immune response; toll-like receptor signaling pathway
Cellular component (GO): membrane
Molecular function (GO): protein binding; transmembrane signaling receptor activity
Source: RefSeq, a predicted model, not a curated record